CGGGCACUCGUACUGGACGAGGCGUUUGUGUCUCAUCCCAACCCUUCCCUUCGAGGCGAUGGUGCUGUGCCUCGCCCUUCUCUCAGCCGCGCGAGUAAAUUAAUUAUUGUUUCUUUUAAUUUUCCCCUUCUUUUUAUCUUCUCACUCUGUUCUGUUUUAUCUGUUAUGGACUCGAAUUGUUGACGAAAUGCAUCGCAAGGUCUUUGUUCUGAGUGUCCCGCUCGUCUGCUUCUUGUUAGUCACAGCGAGCUUGUACCUUGGCCGAGAUCAUAUAACCAGAUUAUCUGAGGCAUACCUACCGCUCCAUGCCCCCUCCUCCCUUAAGACCACGUCUACGGAAACAAUAGAUUUACCUUUGAGUACGACGUCGGAUUUGGUUGACUCGCCUGUUAUUGAGGAGCCUCCUUCAUACUCGACACUCGGCACCUACACCACAAGUACAAUCGAGGUACAUACUACACCAACCAUCUCCUCUACAACUUCCGCAGCGCCCUCACCAACAACAACAAAAUCUGCCAUCCCAAUCGCAAAUGGUUCCGUUCUCUCUACCGAGCGCAUCACUCCUUACAUUCACGCCAUUCUCGAUCCUACUUCGAAAGAGCGCCCGCGGCUUCAAUGCCCUCCCUUGGACACCAAGCGAUACAAGGGCCUUCAGAAGAAGAAAGACACUCGGGGAGACGGAAAUGACGAACAUUCAAUCGACUUCUUCUUUGCCCUUAAUUUGCGCAAUAUCGUAGACCUUCUUCCUCGUCUCAUGGGCAGCAUUGUCGAGGCCAUCCAAUUCCUUGGACCUGAACGAUGCGCUCUCUCAAUCGUCGAAGGCAAUUCUCCCGACGGAACUGCUGAUGUUCUUGUCGCUUUGCGCCCAUUCCUCGAGGAAAUUGGAGUCACUUACUUUUACAACAACUCUGCAAUUAACCCAUCCAAGGGCGCUCGCAUCCGCAAGUUGGCUCAAUUACGAAACUUGGCCUUGGAGCCUCUGUUUAAGAAGAAGGUCCCAGCAGCGGAUGACACUACCGUCCUCUUCAUCAACGAUGUUGCUGCUUGUCCCGAUGAUCUACUUGAGCUUGCGCUCCAGCGUCGUAAGCUGAAUGCCGAUAUGACUUGCGCCAUGGACUUUACCUACGCUGGUCCUGAUCCCACAUUCUACGACGUUUGGGUCGCCAGGACACUUGCGGGAGACACAUUCUUCCCCAUCCCCGAAGACGGAUCAUGGGACAACGCCUGGGACUUAUUCAGAGGAAACCGAGAAGCACGAAUGCGAUACGACGCCCAUCUUCCUUUCCAAGUCUUUGCCUGCUGGAACGGCGCAACAGCCUUCACAGCCGCUCCGAUCCUCAACGGCCUACGAUUCCGCGACCCCAAGAAGGACGAAUGCUUCCAGGGCGAACCGCAACUAUUCUGCAAGGACCUGUGGCAUAAGGGCUACCGAAAGAUCGCAGUAGUACCAAGCAUCAGUCUGGAGUACACAGAUGAAAGAGGCAAGGAUAUCAAGAAGCUGAAGGGCUUUACGAAUGAGGUCAUACAGCAUAUGGAGGAGGAUAAAGCCCAUAUUGAGUGGCAGUACGAGCCGCCGGAGAAGGUCAAGUGCAUGCCGUCUUUUGAUCGCCAGACGUGGUUACCUUGGGAUGAGUCAUUGAAACGAUAGAUGUCUUACGGUCGUUUUCUUUUGUUCUUUUCUGUAUUUGUCUUAUACCAGCAUUUUUAGACAUGGGAGGUGUUGACGGAGUUCGUUCAUACACGGUGGUCUAUUCUCUAUACCAAAGAAUCAUAAAUCUCACGAUGGAAUCAUCAUACGAUUCCGAGCAUCAAGACAUUGGCUUGAAGGCCGUUUAUGGCUAGUUCAUGGAUGACGAUUGUCAUGUGUAAUAUGGUUACAUCGAGUCGGAAGUGGCAUGUCCACCGUCUCGGUUCAACGUUAACUCAGAUCGCCAUGGCACGCUAAUUCGCUGCAAGUCACUGGGUAGUGCUCAGCCCUAGCGACUAAUUAUAGGCCACCGUAAAGCCAAUGCGAAGCCACAUGGAACACGGACAUGCCCGUUGCAAUGGCUGCUUAGUGGUCAUUGAAAGGCGAAAGCGCCUGGCAUCGACACUCACUCAGGGUCAUCGACAUCUUCGUUCUUGUGGGUAGCGAGUAAAUUACAGCAAUAUUGUUGACAGUAUCUAAGCCAUCUAACUAAUGUCUCAUGUCGUAAUCGUGAUCUAUCUGAUGCGUUCCGACAUCCUUCGAGGGUAUGAGAUAACGGUAGAACUCCAGGGCCAACAAGCAAGAUAACAUAAAUACCCCCGUCCAAAAGAUCAUUCACCCCCGUACACAAUUGCGUGCCGUCAUCAUUCAUAUCUCAGUUUCACAUUCCCUUUCCCUGAAUACGCUCCGCAGCAACACCAUAGGCAGAGAGGGUGUCGCCAACCUCGCAUGGAUCCUCACCGAACUCGACCUUCUCAAAUCCCUGAGGACGAUCCUUUUCCAAGGCCAUCUUGCCCAUCUGCGCUUGGCAUCGGAAGCUUCCAAAUCGAUACUCGACCACAGACCGGCCGCCCUUUGAAGCAUCCCCCUGAACAAUGAGUUCGGUGAUCUCGUCAACCUCAAAGACGAAGCGCUCCUCGAAGAACUUUGUGAGGGAGCUGGGGUUAACAAAGGUGCUUUUUCCGGUGAUGAUAAGAACACGAGAUGCAGGUCCCAAAAUUCCUUGCUCCCCAUACUUGACGCGGUUGUGGGUGACUCGCACAGGGAAGCCGCGAACACUAAUGCCCUGAGUGAGAGACUUUGAGAGGAGUAGCUGAGCAGGACCAGGGGUGAAGAAAACGACCUUUGCGGCGGCAGUUUCGUGGCGCUCCCAGUCAGGCUCGUUGAUUACAGAGCACCAGAUACGUCCGACGUUGCGGAUCUGUCCAAGGAGUUCAUGAUGAGUGACAUCAGGUGGGAGAUUGGUCAGCCAGAGGGCGCAGUUCUGGUCUGGGGUGAGGCUCAAAGCGCUUGCGUUACGUGUGUUGUGCUCUCCUUUGUAGUUGUCAGAGAAGACAGACUCUCUAGCUUCAUCUUCACGAGCAAUGUGGCUAGGAGGGCGAGCGAUCGCAGCCAUGGGCCUGAAGCCACGGGCAUUUUGUUGGCGGGCAGCCAAAUUGAACUUCUGACGAUAAUCGUCUUGGCUCUUGGCGUAUGGGACCUUCUUCAGAGCGUCCUCGAUCCAGGCGGGGAGAGCAGGACGCGGAGCCUCUUGGAUGGGAGCCGCGGGUGUCUGAGCAAGAGGGAUAGUUGUUGGGAGAGGCAUGCUUUUGUGCUCGUUGAUUCCUAGCUGGCUGAAGUGCCCCUUAAGACCUUCCCAAAUGGCUGGAGAUGGAGCCAAAGCUCCAGGGAACAGGCUUCUGGUUGAAGCAGCAUGGUCAGGGGGAGGAGGAAUAGGCUGGCGGAUAUGAUAGGCUGGUGUGGUUAGCCCAGCCGUAUUCGACUUGAAGGUCAUAGGCUUUUGAGGCACGAAAGCAUAAGCCUCAUGGUUACGCGGAUGCAUAGGUAUUGGUUCGUUUCGGAACUGAGGAGCUCGAUAAGUGGUAGUUUCCUCGAUGAUAGCGUUCAGAUUGGUCUGGGGAAGAGGGCCUCUAUCCUUACGGAGACUGGGUGAUUCCCCAGCAGCAACCUGUGAGAACUUCAUGUGGGACUUUUUCUUGAGUUCAGAACCUGUGCUAAUAGUGCUAGGUCUUGUAAAUGGGCUGCUCAGCUCAUUAGGGGGAGGAGUAACGUCGGGAUCAGGGCUGCUAGAACUCUCCCGAGUGAUUGGAGUAGGAGGCGUUUCCAUCUUGAAGAACAGUCAAGAUGGAACCGGUGGUGAAGAUGAGUUGAAGAUGAAUAAUUAUGAUAUGCUGGAUAAGUGUCGAUACAGUAGGGUACAGUAGAGGAGAGUUGGGUGAGAUGAUGAGGAUCAAAGAUUCGAAAGCCGAUAGAAGCGAAGAACAAUUUAUAGUCCUCCUUGUUGGAGAGUUAAGAUUGCCUAUUGUUGUGAUUGAAUGGUCCGUGAACAGCA
Molecule: messenger RNA, 4019 nt
Organism: Fusarium verticillioides 7600
Lineage: Eukaryota; Fungi; Ascomycota; Sordariomycetes; Hypocreales; Nectriaceae
Exons: 3
Coding region: 188-1648 (486 amino acids)
Source: RefSeq, a predicted model, not a curated record